GUAUAAUGUCACAGAAUAGUCCCGCUCCUUUCAGCUAACACACAUAUCUUUCCGCUGGGAGAGAUGGGUCGAGAAGCGCUGCCGCAGCGUUCAACUCGUGGGAAACGCUUAAAGGCGGCUGUAGACGAGGAGGAAGAGCAGGCAGAUGCCCAGUUUUGGAAUCAAGAGUUCUUUAAGGAAGAGGCGGUAGAUGAUGACUACAAGACUGAGUCGGAAUCAGAGGACGAAGUAGAUAGCGACUUCGAUCAAAAGGAGGACGACGAUGAUGACGAGGAAGUGGAGGUUCGCGAUGAGCCACGGAAGAAGGCUUUGAAACCGCCUGGGUAUAAGGCGAAGCCCAAACCAAAGCCAAAGCCCAAACCGAAAGUCAAGGUCGAGGAGGAUGACGACUACGCAGAGGAGGAGGAAGAGGAAGAAGAAGCAGAGGGAGAGGAGGCGGAAGCAGCAGCAGCCCCGAAGGCUCGCAAACCUCCGCCCGAGCCUAAAGUCUACGUGGCCCCAACUCUGCGCCGAUCAACCGUGGCCCGAGUAGCGGAUUCGACAAGAGAGCGACAGUAUAAAGAAAAGUCCACCCCUAGGCGCCGAGGCCCCGGCAGCUCGAACAGCAACUGGCGGCCCCUGACGCAACAGGAGCUCCUAGCUGAGGCGGCACUCAAUGAGAUUGAGAACACACGAUCCCUGAAAGCGCUGCUGGCUCAGGAGGAGGAGACGAAGCGCAAGGCGCAGGUGGUCAAGAAGAAGAACACAGGGCCCAGCAUCAAGUUCCGGACGAAGCGGGGAGCGGACGGCGAGGAGCAUACCACCCUAGAGCUCGUCAACACCUACGUCCCUCCUCCUCGGAUGCAACCCUCCCACGCGCCGCCGCCGCCCGACAAGCCCACCUGCUUCAUCACCGCCCUGCCCGCCCGCUACACCGACCCCGCCACCCGCACGCCCUUUGCCAACACCCUCGCCUUCAAGCGGCUUCGCACCGGCGCCGGGCCGCUGGCUCCCAGCCUGCAGCAGCAGCUGGUGCUGCACCACCACAUGGAGGAGCUGCAGCAGCAGCAGCGGGGCGGGCAGCAGGGGGCAGGGCAGCAUGGGCAGCAGCAGCUGCUUGAGCAGCUGCGAGCUCAGAGGCAGCGGAUGGAGCAGCUGGCGGAGCGGGCGCGGGCGGUAGCGGAGGCGGCACGGACGGAGCCGGCAGUGCCGGAGAUGCUGCCACCGGGCGCCACUGUGGACGUGAUGGCUCUGCUGGUGGACGUGCAGCGGACACUGCAGGCGGCGGCGUGAGGGAGGGAUGGACUGACAGCUGCGGUUAAGCGCUCCCUGCAGGCGGCGGCAUGAGGGAUGGAGGACUGCCAUCAUGUGCGAGGCUGUGGUGAAAGCGAGGCUGCUGCAGAGGA
Molecule: messenger RNA, 1385 nt
Organism: Astrephomene gubernaculifera
Lineage: Eukaryota; Viridiplantae; Chlorophyta; Chlorophyceae; Chlamydomonadales; Astrephomenaceae
Source: the annotation of a GenBank genome assembly